Brachypodium distachyon (stiff brome) is the source of this 838-nucleotide messenger RNA. RefSeq names its product NHP2-like protein 1. The transcript is spliced from 5 exons. Gene Ontology annotation, molecular function: RNA binding. Bases 160 to 546 code for a protein of 128 amino acids. Gene Ontology annotation, biological process: ribosome biogenesis; maturation of SSU-rRNA; mRNA splicing, via spliceosome. The record is from RefSeq and is a predicted model, not a curated record. Lineage: Eukaryota; Viridiplantae; Streptophyta; Magnoliopsida; Poales; Poaceae. Gene Ontology annotation, cellular component: small-subunit processome; U4/U6 x U5 tri-snRNP complex; precatalytic spliceosome.
CGCCCGACGCGCUAUAUGUUGCCACCACGGGCCUCGCGAUAAACCCUAGCUCCAUUCGCCCCGACCCCGAAAGCCCUAGCCCCGAGCUCCGCAGCCGCGGCCGCCGCCUCUCCUCCUCCCUCGAGAGCAGCCUCAUUCCGACCAACCCACCAAGGGAAAAUGAGCCAGGAGACGGUGAACCCCAAGGCGUACCCGCUGGCGGACGCGCAGCUGACGAUGACCAUCCUCGACCUCAUCCAGCAGGCUGCCAAUUACAAGCAGCUCAAGAAGGGAGCCAACGAAGCGACCAAGACCCUUAACAGGGGAAUAUCGGAGUUUGUGGUGAUGGCAGCUGAUACGGAGCCGCUGGAGAUCCUCCUCCACCUCCCCUUGCUUGCUGAGGACAAGAAUGUGCCAUAUGUUUUUGUUCCUUCAAAGCAAGCCCUUGGUCGUGCUUGUGGAGUGACCAGGCCUGUCAUUGCUUGUUCAGUGACCAGCAACGAGGGCAGCCAGCUGAAACAGCCGAUACAGAAUCUCAAGGAUGCUAUCGAGAAGCUGCUCAUAUGAUCUAUCAAGACCUUUCAGUGUGAUGGGCCUCAGUGCGACACGGUUUUUCAGAGGCUUGGACUGGUGAUAGUGUCUUGUCGACUAGGUCUUUGUGCUUUUCCAGCUAUGUUUGCAAGACUGUUAUGGUAAUCAUACUGCCAUUUUGUGGUCAUCUUAUAUUUGUGACUUGUGUAAUUCAUAAGACACAUGUAUCGUGGCGGUUCAAUUUUCUCCCAAACUCCAACAAUGUUGUAAUGGCUAAUGAUUUAUGGGUUUGGAAUUGGGAGUUUGCUGCGUGUGUGCAAUUGUUAUC